Messenger RNA from Amoebophrya sp. A120, 4184 nucleotides. NCBI's taxonomy places the organism in Eukaryota, Dinophyceae, Syndiniales, Amoebophryaceae. The record is from the annotation of a GenBank genome assembly.
GCAUGAAUGCGAACUAUGUAUAUGUCCUCUGGGUCUAUUGAUGAAAUAGAAAUUCAAAAAAUACAAAUAAUCCUGCUGUGCAUUAGCAUUUUAUUCCAUUUCCUGCUUCACGAAGUAAAUGCAAAAUAUAAAUCCGGCUAUGGUGUGGCUGUGGGACGAGAUUCAUGUAAGCGCAUAAUAGCCAAAUAAAAUGAGUUAUUAAAGCUCUGUUGCAACUUGGGCUUUGAUAACUCACGGGUAGACUGCAACGUAGGGGUUGUAACAGUGCAGGGUUUAAUAACUCACAGUAGACUGCAAGAACUUACGGGUAGGUUGUUAUGUAGAGCCUAGACUUUUCCGUGGCCGGCACGACGCAGCUGCAGCGCAAUGCGUUCGAACAACUAUUGCGAGCCCAGGGGAACAAAUUUUUGCAAUGCAUAGGACUCACUUCCGGGGGGCUCCGUUUGUACGCACGAACACAAGCCCGUCAAAUGCAGCGAUGGCAAAACGUAUGGCAAUUCGUGCAAGGCUAUCAAAUGCAAAUAUCGGUCUGGGCUUGGAAAAUGCAAGAUUUGUCAUGCCCGUAGACCACCAAUGUCAGGCAUCUGAUGGACGACGACGGCGGGACGUCGCGACACGCAUAAAAGUCUGGAACGUUACACACAGAACAAGCAUCCUCAACACAGCCUUUGCGAGCCCUUCCUCAUGCCUAAUAUAAUUCUGCAUGUUGUACAAAUACAAAAAUCCACCACCUUUCCUUGCCUAGCCCUAGCAUUCAUGAGGAAAGUAGAACUACUACUGGCGUUCACGCGGCAACACAGAUUUGGAUUUUUCGUUCGUGAUUUCGCAUGACAAGUUGAAGGUCUAGAAACAGAUUUUCGAUAUUUGCAAUGCAUGAAAGCUGAGAACGCUGGAUACAAGAACUGCGACCCCGUGGACGAGGUCGAGAAGCGUCCUCCUUCUGGUUGUCCGAGGUUGUUGAAACCUGUUUUGUGCUAUCCACAGGAAAUUUCCCGUACACGUACAAGAAUAAGAAAUGCGGUUUCUGCAUGACCAAGCUUGCCUAAGAUACCACUUAGCAUGAAGACCACGAAUGGCGUGCUCUGGAUUGGCGAAAUUUGUGAUGCAUUUUGUACAUGCACUACGGGAAAUUUACUGUGGAUAAGUGCUACGACAAGGAGUACCAGGACAAUGGUGACGGGCCCCCAGAAAAUUAUUUAUUUGACAAUUUGUGCCUGGUAUGCAUUGCAAAAGUAUCGUACUCAUAGUACUAAUUGAAUUGCAGCCAACAUGCAUUUACAAAUCUUUUUGUAGUAGAGGUAGAUCUGCAUUACAGAUUCCAUUUCUUAUGCUGAGGUAAUGCGUUAUUUACUAGUAGUACGAUUACGAUACUUUUGAUGCACUGCAUACCUGGCUGAAAACGAUGGGUUCGACGACUCGGACUGCGAGGAGAUUGACCCCGCCGAGUCUAUGGGGGUGCAGGAUUGAAAUCGUCAGAGUUGAAAUUAUUUCAAAGUUGACAAACUAUUUAAUAGUUUGUCAUGCAUAAAAUCGACACCACUUGGAAGCCCAAUUUCCGAGCGGCGCAUGACAAAUUUCGGCACCGUCCGUCCAAAUCCAGUUCGUCAUGCUGUUUGGGGACAGAAGGCGUCUUCUGUCAUGCUACUUUAGCAGCUCUAUCGAAGACCGCAAACAGGCUGACUGUCGGACUCACUUGCCAUCCCUGCAAGAGAGGCACUUCAUGUCUUGCAAUUAUUUCCACUUUGUCGAUUUCAAUUCUGACGCAUCCAUAACUUUCACUCCUCCGCCGCCCGGCGAAACAACCUCCUGUUCAACCGUGUACCCAGAGUGCUCUAAGGAGGUUCCGUCAGACAUGCCAUUUGAACAUUUUUUAAAACAAUGCGAACUGGCGUGCUUUGGCGACUAUCCCACCGCUUCCUAUCCACCUUUCUAUCCAAGCCUCAGAAUGGAAAUCCUCAAAGUGGAAAUGAUUUGUAACGCAUGAAAUGCGAUGCAAAGAAGAGUUAGAGUGUAUUCGCACAAGAUGUAACGGCGGCCGACUGUAGUUGUCCUUCUACGGGUACAUCAAAGAACAAUUGGGGUGCACGUGCAGCUGAUUAAUAGCACGAGAAAAUAAUAUUAAACGCACCCCUUUGAAGAUGUUGCCCUAAGCCUAACCAGCAUGACAGACAUUUGCUUUGAGUUGUGCCCGGGAAUAUUAAAUCUGUCGUGCGCCUACUACUAGACCGAAUGGCAGUCCAACUGGAGUUGUGGUUCUUUUGCAUUACUUACAAAUUUAUGUUCACCUUCACUUUGAGGACUACUUCUAGCCUGAGGCUUUCAUACUUUCUUCGAGGACCCCCUGGAGAUGAUCGAGGAAAAGUUGGAUAUGCAGCGCUAAUCUGUCUGGGUCUGGAACAAGGAAGGAACUUCUGAUGCGUGUCUUGCAGGCAUGCAAGAGCUGUGUAGUUGCAUGUUGACCAGCAAAAGUGGGACCUUUUUUGUCAUGCAGAGACGCACGACCGUAUGAGAAAGCUCGGUAAAAGAAACUUGUCAUGCUUGGCGGCACUUGGAACCAACACGAACAAGUGGCUCAAGAACCUUCAUCCGAGGUCGCUCAGCAUCACAGGUUCUUACCAGACGCAGAUCGAUAUUUGCGCUCGAUACUGGCGUCGCUGGAAGAAAAAAUUGACACGCUCGCGAUAUCCUAUGUAAAAACGUCCCCACCCCAUUGUCAAGAUGGGGACUCGGCUAGACAACUCCACAAGUUUUGGCUGUUUUGCAUGACAAAAUUGGACUCGUAUUUAUUGUAGUCCUGUUCGAGGUAGCUCAGCAGCAUCACAGAUCUAGUAUAUCGCGCUGAUUGGAGCAUGACAAAUUCCAAAUCACGACUGGAAAACUCUUCUCACGGGGCUCCGCAUGAGAAACAUUUUCAGCAUGCAGACUUGCGUGACAACUCUAGGGUGGGGACGUUUUUACACAGGAUACGCGACGCAAAAAAGCGACAUCACUGGCGCCGUGUUUCAAAACGUCAAGACGGGCAUUAUGGCGUUCUCAAAUGUUACAUUCUCAACUGUUACAUGAAUUUGUAACUCAAGAACGGCAAAAGUGAAUGGGGGAACGGGAAGCAGAAGCUUGCGCCUUUUGCAUUACAGAUUUGGCACAGAUUUACAUGCUGUUUAGCCUCUUCGGAGAUUUGUCAUGCGAAGUAACUUAGUGGUGGCGAUCUUGGUGGCAAAUUUGCAUGACAAAUCAUGUAACAGUUGAGAAUGUAAGAACAUUUGAGAAUUCCAUAGGCACGGGCUGGUUUCGCGGACAGGAAACGCCACGUGAGACUCCUGAGACUAUGGGUCCGCCGCCGCCGCCGACGCCCAUGCCCCUUCGACGUUGAAGUGGACAGCUAGUACCUUAGCACCAAUCGAGCGAAGGAGUCGAGGAGCCGUUUCAGGAUUUAAGUAUUUGCUCAACAUGAUCCGCUACAAACUAACAAGUCAACGCACCACAGCACUACAAAUUUAGAAGCCAAGCAAGAUCUUGAAGUCUUUGCUUUUUUGCGUAUGAAAGAGCUUUGUUUUACAAAUGCAAAUGCUUCACCGAAAACAAUAUGCCCCGUCUACAUUAAUGUUAUAACUGUUAUUCUUGUUUCUUUAGAGCAACCACAUUUCGACACGGUUUUUCGAACUACGACAGCACCUAAAAACAAUUUAUCAAAAGCUUUCUUAUCUGAAAAUGAAUUUCUGUUUAUGUUUGUUCUGAAAGCCGGACACUUUUUUCUACAGCAAAGUAAGUAUCGCUCUUGAAGAUGGACUGACCACGACUAGUAUUUUGUUAUUCGAUUUGCUUUUCUUAUUCAGAUGUGUGACGACCCAAAAAGACAAAAAGCAAGGGCGGGUAUCCCCCGUAGCUCAGCAAGAGCAGCGGGUAUCCCCCGUAGGUCGUGAGCAGCCUCUGCUUUGUUUUCUGGAGAUGAAGUAGUCCUCAACGCGUACAAAAAUAUUUCUAACCCCCAGCCUCGUAUUGCCAAUGUUAAACUAAAAACAAUUUACCGAACAAAGUCUAGUGCGUCGCAGCAGGCAAGAAUAAGAAAUGCAUCUACUCUAGUACUAGUGCUUGCACUGAAAAAGGAUGUCGAAACGCUUCAUGUACCCCAAGUUGCCAGGCAUCAGUUUUGCGACAACUAAGAGUAAGAUGACAAAGCGAACGCG